AUGGCUAUGGCGAGCAGCAGCAACACCUCCUCUUUAGCUCUGGUAACACUGCCAUUGAGGAAGAAUUUUGAUGUGUUUGUGAGUUUCAGAGGUCCAGACACUCGCUUCAAUUUCACUGAUCAUCUUUUUGAUGCCUUUGAAAGAAUAGGAAUCACUGUAUUCACAGAUGAAGAAAUACGGGAAGUGAAAUACCAAGGACCUCAUUAUCCAACCAUGACAACAAGUUCUGGAUGGAAACCUGAGGUACAGAUGACACUAUAUUCACCGUCAAGAACCACUGCAUCUCUUUCGGUAAUUGCCAAUGAAGAUCUUAUUACUGACAAAUCAAAUCACAUCUGGUUAAACUAUUUCCCUAAGGAGUCGUCCUAUAAUGUUCAGUAUGGUCGUUUCCAUGUUAAAAUUGUAAGCAAUGGAGGCUUGGAUGUGGAGGUCAAGAAAUCUCUGAAGCACGAGUUUUUGGCCAUUCAAGAUGAGACACAUCCACAACCACAGGUACACUCAUUCAGAUGA
Vicia faba (fava bean) is the source of this 510-nucleotide messenger RNA. Lineage: Eukaryota; Viridiplantae; Streptophyta; Magnoliopsida; Fabales; Fabaceae. The record is from the annotation of a GenBank genome assembly.